This is a messenger RNA of Selaginella moellendorffii, 520 nucleotides long. RefSeq lists its product as uncharacterized. NCBI's taxonomy places the organism in Eukaryota, Viridiplantae, Streptophyta, Lycopodiopsida, Selaginellales, Selaginellaceae. Bases 57 to 419 code for a protein of 120 amino acids. The transcript has 2 exons. The record is from RefSeq and is a predicted model, not a curated record.
CUGUUGAUUUGCCGCUUGGUGCGAACAGAGGAAGCUCGCUAGGGUAUUUGGCUGCGAUGGGCGAUCCUAAACAAGAAGCAUCACCAACAUCGCAAGUGGUGACUGACGACUCCGGGCCCGUCAAAGUGAGCUACGAAAUCGAGCAGGGCGAAGAGGGCACCUAUCACUCCCUCAAGCACAACGUCGAGGACAAGCUCCAUCUGGGCAACCAACCCGCUCCAGGAGCUCCAGAAACUCGAGAGCAGCACGCAACUCCGGAUCCAACGAAGCCCCGUUCAUCGCUUACCACUCUGACACAGCAAGAUCUUUCUUGUCCAACUUGGCAGCAAGAGCACGAGUCCACCAAGCUCAAAGUCCAGCGCGGAGAGGAGAUCGGAACCGGGUAUGAGCCAGACUCGGACUCGUCUGGCAUCGCGUAAGUGCCUUGGAGUUGAUGUUUCCACUGCUUCUCCGGAUGUAAAAUGACUUAAAAGUUGGUCUUUUGGACACCCAAGCAAGCGAUUCAUCCUUAUCCCCUGUA